UGUUCCCUGGUGUGCGAGGCCAGACCACGUUUCUGGGUCAUGGAUUUUGAAAAUCUGUUCUCGACCCCUCCCAACCCGGCCCUCGGCAAGAGAACGGACUCUGAGGAGAGAACCAGCAAUGAAAAAGAUGACACCAAACUUAAAGAAACACAAGGAGGGAAAGUCAAAUGGAAAGUAAAACUGAAGUCUGAGAAAAUUCCCAGAAAACUUAGGCACUUUGGAAACUCUACAGCAUCACCAAAGAGUUUACAAUACAUAAAAUCAAGAAGUAAGGACUAUGAUACAUAUAGUGACAAUGACAUAUGUAGUGAGGAACAGGAAGAUAACUUUGCCAAAGAACUUCAGCAGUAUAUACAAGCUAAAGAAAUGGCAAAUGCGGCUCAGACUGUGCCAUCUCCUGAAGAACCUAUGAAGACAGAGGGAGCAAAAGAUCGACAGCAGGCUGCUAAACAAAAAAAUAAAAAUCUUAAAGCUGGUAAUAAGAACAGCAAACAGAAGAAACUGAAGCGCAAAUGGCCAAGCACUGGAAACAAAGGAUCUGAUGCCUUACUGAAGAACAGGGGCCCGCCCAAGGAGGAUGGAGAACCUCAAGAGAAGCAGCAACAUGUAAGAAUGAGUCAGGAAUUCAUCAACCAGCACACAGUGGAACGCCAGGGAAAACAGAUUUGCAAAUAUUUCCUUGAAAGGAAAUGUAUUAAGGGAGACCAGUGUAAAUUUGAUCAUAAUGCAGAAAUAGAGAAGAAAAAGGAAAUGUGUAAGUUUUAUGUACAAGGAUAUUGUACCAGAGGUGAAAACUGCCUGUAUUUGCAUAAUGAAUACCCUUGCAAGUUUUAUCAUACAGGUGCAAAAUGUUAUCAAGGAGACUAUUGUAAAUUUUCCCAUGCUCCAUUGACUGCUGAAACACAAGAGCUAUUAGCUAAAGUUUUGGAUACUGAAAAGAAGUCAAAUAAAUAGACAAGAAAGCUUUGUUUAGCUGAAGAGGGCUUAUGCCUAUGCCUGUUCAAGACUGUUCAAGACUGAUGAUUUGGACUAGUUAACAAGAUCCAAAGUACCUUCAUUUCAUCGUGGUGGUGUGCAACUUCUCUAACAGAUGGUGCAGAGGGGCAGGUCUUGUACUCACAUGAAGGGCUGGGUCUUCACUGGGGCAUCUCAGCUACUGGAUCAAAAGAGGAGCAUAAAUGGCAGAUAGGCUGGCUAAAAAGGAAAUGUUGUGGUAAGAAACUACAGAAGUCCCUUAUGAUGGAGAUGUCUUAAUAAAAUAGGAAGCAAAGUUAGUCUGCAUAAGAAGGGGUAAAGAAUUAGGAUAAUAUAAAAAUAGGGCUCUACAUUUCAUUAAAUACUUUUUUAUACAUAUUUUUAAUGAUGGUUCACAACUCCAUUUUAUGGUUCAAAAUACUCCCUGAUUUUUUUAAAAUCAGUUUUCCCUUAGACAUUUGUUUCCAGUUUCUUACUAUUAUAAAUAAAAUGAAGUAAGAUUUU
This is a messenger RNA of Dipodomys ordii (Ord's kangaroo rat), 1479 nucleotides long. RefSeq names its product zinc finger CCCH-type containing 8 (gene Zc3h8). NCBI's taxonomy places the organism in Eukaryota, Metazoa, Chordata, Mammalia, Rodentia, Heteromyidae. Gene Ontology annotation, biological process: negative regulation of DNA-templated transcription. Gene Ontology annotation, molecular function: RNA binding; metal ion binding. Bases 40 to 954 code for a protein of 304 amino acids. The record is from RefSeq and is a predicted model, not a curated record. The transcript has 9 exons. Gene Ontology annotation, cellular component: nucleus.